This is a messenger RNA of Bipolaris sorokiniana ND90Pr, 1155 nucleotides long. RefSeq lists its product as uncharacterized. The coding region runs from base 1 to 1155 and encodes 384 amino acids. The transcript is spliced from 2 exons. Lineage: Eukaryota; Fungi; Ascomycota; Dothideomycetes; Pleosporales; Pleosporaceae. The record is from RefSeq and is a predicted model, not a curated record.
AUGUUCUACUUCUCUGAACACCGCUACCUCGGCAACACAAUUCAACUACCUGAUCACGACAGCGCUGGAGACCAUGCAGCGGCCAACAAUCCCUUUACUUUGCAGAAUGGGCUUGUGGUCACAUACGGAGAUAUCAAUGCGCUUUCUGGAGACUAUUUUGGAUUGAUGACUCCCAUCUCCAGGGGCGCUACACUAAAAGACCGCAUUGAUCGUUUCCAGCAGAGCUUCGAUCUAUUGAAUGUAGGGGAGGUUGGCAAACAAAGGGCAGAAGCCGUGAUUGCAAAACUGAAGGUUCUUAUGGCUGCAGUGGACGACGCCAUCGAACAUGACCCAAAGGCAGUUCACAAAGCUUACCAAGACCACCCCCUGGACAUUGACGCACUCAAACAGGUCACAGUCGCCUAUAAGGCCGGGGCUGAUUUUGAUACCCUUGCGCUCCACAACAUCGACCACUUUGGACCUGAAGCUCGUUUGACUUACAAUGCUGGUCACGCCCUAGCUCUUCAAGUAGCUGCACAAGGUGACCUUCAAAAGGCAUAUGCUAUUAACGCCUUUGCAGACCACUUCCUGCAGGACUCAUUUGCAGCUGGCCAUGUUCGAGUCCCGCGAAAUGCUCUCUACUCCCUCGACGUCAAGGUCGACUUUUCAAUCAGUUUUUUGAAGGCGAUUGCAUCAAAUAUCAUGCAUGAUGAGGAUGGCAAUCUGGGACUAAAUGUCCAAAACCCGGCUGGAGAGAAAUGGAAGAUCUAUGGGGAUACCAAGCUCUUUGACCCAGCAAACAGCAAUAAUCUUCGCAUCUGCACCGAAGCUAUCAAAGUAUCAGUCCAAGAGGUACAUGAUGCAUACAAGCUCCGCAAAGUCAUUGAUGAAUCACAAUUCGGCGCGUGGAAACUGGCUCCAAUUCUAGAGCUUGUCUCAUCGCAUCCAGAGAAUCAUCUUCCACUUCUAUUUGUCAAGUCGGAUGGUAAGAUCUAUAAGCGAAACGGAAAUCCUGGGGAGGGAGUGUUGUUGGAUACCGUCUGGGAUUAUGUGGGGUUUUUGCUUGAGAAUGUGAACAUGCUUGAAAAACAGAUCCAGCUACAAUUUCAGAAGAUUAUUGGCAACAAUCUGGGCUCACUGGUGGGUGGUCUAUCAAAUGGUCAGAUAGCGCAUUGA